Messenger RNA from Leucoraja erinaceus (little skate), 5204 nucleotides. It is a transcript of the gene iqub, whose product is annotated as IQ motif and ubiquitin domain containing. Lineage: Eukaryota; Metazoa; Chordata; Chondrichthyes; Rajiformes; Rajidae. The transcript has 20 exons. Gene Ontology annotation, molecular function: protein binding. Gene Ontology annotation, cellular component: acrosomal vesicle; motile cilium. The record is from RefSeq and is a predicted model, not a curated record. Gene Ontology annotation, biological process: cilium assembly. The coding region runs from base 138 to 3251 and encodes 1037 amino acids.
UUGCUGGCAGUGCGCAUGCUCAGUACCAAGAAGACGCGAUCGUACCUGCGCAUGCUCGGCUCUGGGACCAGGCGGUUGCCAUGGUGUCGCCGACAACAGCCUGUUGACAGGAGGCCGGGAGCUGGAGCAGCAGAGAAAUGGCAGAAAAUGAAAAUCCUACACAGGAACCCCAGGAUCAAGGCGAUGCGCCGGAGGAAGAAAAUCCUACCCAGGCCCCACAAGAACAAAACGGUGAACCUGAGACAGUGGAAGAUCCUUCCGAGCUGCCCGCACCUACUGGAGAAGUGUCAGAAGAAGGUCCCUCUGAAGAACCUGCAGAUGGAAUAGUUGAUACAUCCACCACUGUCCAUAGCGCAACUGAGUUACCUGCAGUUGAAGAUGCUGAAGGUUCAGACCACGAUGAGGAAGGUCCAACUGAAGAGAUCACGGCACAAGAGGAAGUGACAGCAGAUGAACCAGUGGAAACAGAGAAAAUUGUUACGCCAGAUCACACUGAGGACGCACAGCCAGUCGAUGAAGCUGAAGGUUCAGACCACGAUAAGGAAGGUCCAACUGAAGAGGCGACGACACAAGAGGAAGUGACAGCAGAUGAACCAGUGGAAACAGAGCAAAUUGUUACGCCAGAUCACACGGAGGUCGCCCAGCCAGAAGAUUCUGAAAUCGUAAGCCCUGAUGUUGGGGAUGGUCCAACUGCAGAAGUCACAGCGGAUGAAACAAUGGGAGCAACGGACAUUACACCAGCAGAGGCAAUUGUGCCACAUCACGCUGAUGCAAUAGGAACAAAGCUAAUUUUGGACUGUAGCAAAAUUCCGAUGGGUGGAGGAAUUAUAGUUUUGGACUGUUCGAAAUAUACUAGCACAGACGAACCAACGCCAGAUACCUCUGGUCCAUCAACUGAGACGCCAGGAGGAGGAACUGCAGUUAUAGAUGACAGCAGCAUUGGUGUGAAGGAAGGUGCUACAGGUUUGGGUUCUACUGGACAGACUGCUCCAAAUACCCCUGAUCAAUCACCUGAGCAAACAGUAGGAAUUGAACCUUCUUUAAGUUGUGAAGAAUUGAAAGAGAAACUGGAAGCACAGAUCCACGCUAUUGAAGAAAUGCAUGGUAAAAUUGAACAAGCAGAGAGCGAGGUUCAAGUUUCCAAAAAGAGAGCUGGUGAAUGUUUGAUUUUACAAACACCUGGUACUGCUGCUGAUAGAGAUCUAAAAAAAAGAUUAAUGUUAAAGUCAUAUUCUGCUAAAUCUAAGACCCCAUCUCCAGACUUUGCCAGCAGCACAGCCACAGGUAAAAUCACCCUAAUUCCUUCAUGUGAUGUUCUGACAGUGACGUUACCCAUCUGCAUUACAAUAAGGAAACUAAAAUCACGAUUUGCAAGACAGUUCAAAUUGCCCAUAAAGUUGUUGCAAAUUACAUGUAAAGGUAGAAUAAUAAAGGAUUCGGAAACGCUGGUAGAUUUAGGAGUCAGACCACACGGUGCUAUCGAGCUGGAGCUGGCAUCUACUGACCCUGAAAACUAUGUUAUUGAACGCAGCAAACCACAGCAGGAAGUCACCACAUCCUGUGUCAUCACUGUCAAAGUUCAGCUAGAUGCCAAGACAUGUUGCACUGUGGACGUGGAGAUUGUGAGACAUCCAUAUCACAAGCCCUAUUUGGGGGGCUAUAAGCACAAAAUUACAGGAACAGAAUUCCACCACGCAGGAACACAGACUCCAUCGAAAAGAACUUGUGUUUGCGUGGAGAGGUUCUGCCGAGAGACACAGACAGUUUCUGAAAAAAAUAAGUAUCAGCAAACAACUAAUAAUACUUCAACACAGAUGAACAAGAUCGGCUGCUAUGUGUCCAACAUCAAAGAUAAGUUGCUCACUCCAGGAAGGUACUUCACUGCUGAAGAAUACCACGAGUGUCGGUUGAAUGCGGUCAUUGUGAUACAGACCUACUUUAGACGCUGGUUUGCUAAGAAUUAUGUUCAACAACUGAGAAUACAAAGGGACAAAAGGUUACAAUGGGAACGGGAGCAAGAAAUGAAAUUGAAAACGGAAAAAGACGAUUAUACAAAGAGACAAUAUGAAAGGAGAAUGAAUCCUAAGACCAGAGAAGACUUUGACCUACUCUUUCAUGCACUGGAAGAAUGGAAGAAGGAGGAGGUGAGAAACAUAAACCAGACCCUGACUGGACCUGAACGAAAGGCAGCUCUUUACACACUCCUGGAAGAAGAGGCAAAGCUCAUUGCAUCUAUUGCUCGGCAUCGAGUAGAUGCUGCGAAGGAAACUGGACCAAAAUUAAUUCAGAAUCUUUUGAAUAAGUGUGCAGAUCCCAUAAGAUGGAAGGCAUUUGAUGGGAGAAUCACUGAAAUGGACACCCAGUUCACUCUUCGGGCCAGAGAGCUGCGUGAAAUUUACAACAGUAUUAAUAUGAAAUACCUGACCACGGAUGAGAGACUGGAUGCUCUAUUGACUUUAAAACACACAGUCAAGGAACAUGACUGUAAGUUAACGCAGGAAAUUAUGGAUUUGAUUGACCGAGAAGCAGAUCUUCUUAUGAGGCAAGUGAAGGAAAUAUACCUGGAUGGACUCAGACAGAGAAUAUCAACACUCUUUCUUCAGUACAUCAAAACACCAAUGUUUAACCCAGAGAUCGCCAGAUUCCUUAAGGUUCCACAGGAUCCAAUGCAGUUGCGCAAAAACAUUUUUUUCUGCUCAAGCUGUGGGAGUUACAUACCGUCCACAGACUUCCCUCUGUCAAUGACGUCAAGGGGUCUCCACUUAUGCCGACAAUGCAUUAAGCAGAAUAAUGAAGCUCGUCAUCGCGAAGAGUCAAGCCAGUACAAACUGAUCAUGAAACAGCUGAGGAAAGCUGAGGCAGAUUUUGGAGAUGGAUCCCAACUUGCAUUCUUAGUGCAGGAACAAGAUAUGAAAUAUCUCGUUGACAGUAUUUGGGGCACGCAGUCUGCGUUGAGUGCCAACACAAGUAUGAAGGAUCUGGUAAUGAUAAGGUGGGAUAAAACAAUGGAGUGGUCACCCUGGAAUUGUAUCAUCCUCACAGAGGAAGAAGCUGAAGCUCACCUUAAACUUGAUAACAUCUACAAGGACUAUGAGGCCACGUUUAUUCGCACCAUCAAGCACCGACACACUUUGGGAAACAGUUAUUUUUCUCGGAUUCCUGAAAUUGUGAAAUACGCACGCACUUGCCUGAUGAAAGACUCGACUUCCACAGACGACCUCAUAAUUACAAAUUUACUUCAAGCUAAUUGAAAAUCAGUGUUUGCAAAUUACUUCAGUGGAUGAUGUCAGAAGGACACACUUCAAAGAUUAAUUUCAAUUAAAAAAAAUUACAGCUUUGUUGAAAAGAAUGUUACAUUGUUUUAUUAAUCACUGAUCAUAAAACAAAAAAUAAUUGUGACCUCUUUAAUUUAUAAUCGAUUCUGUGUUUGUAAUUAAUCCCUCAGACUAAAGAAUGACUGAAUGAAAUGUAAAUGGAUUCAUAAAUGAAAUCCUUUAUAUAUUUCAAUAUAAUCUUAUUACAAUUUGCUAAUAUUUGCACUUUACAACAGCCAUAACACUGGGUCCCUGAACUGAAGCUUGAUGUAUUGCUUAAAAGAUCAGGCAUAGUCUCAGUCAUUAAAAUAUUGUGCUGCCCAAAUUGUCCCAGCUAACCCUCAUGUGAAGGAGGGACUGCAGAUGCUGGUUUAAUAUUUAAUAUGAAUAUUGAUUUCUCUAACUUCAAGUAACCCUUGCAUUCCCUCCCUCACCCAAGUCGUUGUACAAAUUUCAGUCACCUUGUUGAGUUUCAUUGUCUGUAACCCAUUUCACCUAGCUAGCAGUUAACAAUAGCCAGUUUCCUUUAUCAUCAUUACUUUUUUGCAUAUCUUUCAUUCAUUUAUUCCAUAUCUCUCGAUAUCACCGUCCAUAUCUCUCGUUUCCCCUUCUCCUGACUCUCAGUCUGAAGGAGGGUCUCGACACGAAACAUCACCUAUUCCUUCUCUCCAGAGAUGCUGUCAGACCCACUGGUUACUCCAGUAUUUUGUGUCUACCCCUCAUGGGAUCCAGAUGAAAACACAAGGCGUCAGCUUGGUAUACAUACAACACAGUACAAUAUGUUCUAUGUUAAGUCUCAUAGAUACAGUCUCUUCAGCCUGCAAUGUUUGUGCCAAACAUUAUGUCAGAUAAACAUAUCUACCCUUCCUGCACGUGAUCCAUAUCCUUUCAUUCUCCGCAUAUCCAUGUGCCUAUCAAAAAGUCUCUUAACUGCCUCCACCACCACCACCCCUGGCAGCACAUUCCAGUCACCCACUACCUUCUAGGUAAAAUAAAUUACCUUGCACAUGUCUUUUAAACUUUGCUUCUCUCACCUUAAAACACUUCCCUCUAGUCUUUGACCCUGGGAGAAAGGUUCUGACUGACGACCCAACCCAUGCCUCAUAAAUGUUAUAUACUUCUAUCAGGUCUCCCCAUCCAACCCCCACAUUCCAGAGGAAACCACCCAAGUCUGCCCAUCUAAUACUAUCUAAUCCAAGCAGCGUUCUGGUAAACCUCUUCUGCACCCUCUCAAGGCCCCCGCAUCCUCCCUGUAAAGGGGUGACCAGAACUGCACACAAUGCGCUAAAUGCACCCUAAAGGGCCUGUCGCACUGUAUGAGGUAAUUCAAGAGUUCUCCCGAAUUUUCCCCUGAUUCGAACUCGGAGAAUGUCCAUAGCGGGGCCCGUAGCAUUUCGUGGAUGUCUCGUAGCGGUUCGUACGAGUAACGGUAGGUACUCGGGAAAUCCGGUAAACCCGUGAUGUUGUUUCAAAUGCCCACGAGUAAAUAAAUACUCGUGAUGCAAAAAAAUUGUUACUUUUUACUCGUACGAGCCGCUACGCCACUAACUCCUACGGACAUUCUCCGAGUUCGAAUCGGAAAAACUUAGUAGAACUCUUGAAUUACCUCGUACAGUGGGCCAGACCCUUAACAAAAGUGCUGGAAAGCUGCAUCAUGAUUUCCUGACUUCUACUCGAUGCCCCAUUGCAUGAAAGCAAGCAUAUCGUGUUCCUUCUUUAUCUCUACUUGUGUUGCCACUUUCAGGAUGAUGUAGACUUGGAUCCUGAGAUCCCUCUGUACAUUAAUGCUGGAAACGUUCGUGCCAUUAACUGUAUACCUUUCCCUUGCAUUCAACUUCCCAAAGUGCAACACCUAAUAUUUUCCUUGGAUUAAACUCCAUCUGCCAUUUC